UCCACUUGUCUUUUCCAAUUUAGCAACAUGUUUCCUGUUGUGAAGACAGAAGAAACUGCCAUCACUGAUCAAGAAGCUUCCUCCGUUUCACAAAUGGAAGGUAAGAGUUGCAGCCAGCGAUGGAGGACACAUCUCCCAGAGUUUAAACACAGCCACAGAUUAUGUCCAGCUGCAGACAACGGUCAAAGAACUGAUGGAAAACACAAGGAGGCCAACAAUAAUGUGACCAUAGCAGCCACAUCCAGGUACCUGACAUACCGACGCUAUGUGGAGAGAAAACCUCUGACCUCUGGAGAACAGCAUGGCUCUAUCCUAAAGGGAACACAUCCACAGAACGUCACAGAAAAAGUAAAACCUCAUGACAGCAGAACAGAACAUACCAGCAUAAGAGACCUGACUGAACCAAGAGAGGCUGCAGGGAGCCACAGUCACAUCUCACUUUCCACUGCCUCCAGCAAAGACCACACCUCACCAUUGAAUGUCUCGGGGCUCCAGGGCCGGCCAGGUAGCGAGGAGCCUGGUUUUAGAUUAUCUUUUCAUGGCAGCAAAUCAGUUCUGCAAAGUCCCUUCAGUUCCAUUCUGGAGGUCCAAAAACUAAAUCCUCCUGUGAGGCCACAGCUGACCUCUACAGUUCUUUAUCCCACCUACACUCCUCGCUCACAGAACUUCAAGUCCUCCAAGGCUCAGCUCAGAUUCCAGGAAGGAACCAGAAGGGAGGACACUAGCCUAGGUAUUCCAAAGGAAUCCUCAAAAAGAAAUGAUAUGUCUUCCUUUCAGGAGGACUACUGGACCUGUGCCAUUCCAAAAACUCUCCCCCCUUCUCCAAACAGGCAGUCUGCUGGUUGGAACCCUAACAAAGAGUAUGAGACUUUGCUGGACUACACCUACCCUCUGAGACCAGGACAUGUGGACUGUGAGUGGAGUAGCUCUGAGCUACAAGGAGACUCUUUUCUGAAGACAAACCCAUACAUGCAAGACUCAGGAAUUGAAUUAGACCAUCUUGACAGCUCUGCCAGCCUUUCAGGGUUUGAGUUUUCUGAAAAUGGGGAAGAGAAGACCAGAGACACUCAGACUUUUUUUGCAGGUUACAGGUCACCUGACCUUGAGGGUUUCCUCAAAUCCUCAGAUAGUCCAUCUUUCAGUACCCCGGUGUCCCUUACGAAACCCAUGGGUUUGUUUUCAGACAGUUUGGAUCGCAGUAGGGACAAAUGUGAAAACAGGUAUCACAACAGGAGUGGACACAACCAUCAGCAUCGUGCAGCCGCUUCUUCCACGUCUACAACCUUUGUUUGCUCCACCACUGUUCUUCCACGGUCCAGGAACAUUUGUGGAGAGGUUGAUGAAGAUUUCUUGCUUCUUCCAGAGCAGCUGGAGGAGUUGCAGCAGCUGUCCAGACAGGUGAGGGAGGUAACGGCCCAGCUGAGCCGCCCAGUGACAGCCAGCUUGGAGUCUCUUGACCAGGCCACCAUUUUGUCCUCCGUCACCUUGUCUAGGAAACAGGAAGCUGAACAUGAGGAUGGAAAUGAUCUUGGCAGAAAACAAUCAGAAGAGAGUAAUGGUGCUGAGACAGAGAGCCAUGAAAGAGACUCUGAGUCCAUCAGAAGUGGUUUUGGUGCUGGAGUUAAACGUUUUGGAGGAGGACUGAGUCAGUCCAAUGUCAGGGAGGUGGAGACUUUGAUGAAGGAGCUAUGUACCCCCACCCUCCCUGAAGGCCAGAAGAACAGCCAAGAACUUCAGGAGAAGAGUGACUCUCUGAUGCAGCGCACUAAGGUUUUCUGUUCACACCUGGAGCUGCUCAUCCAGCAGCUGUAUGCACUGGCAGAGAGGAUGGAGCGGCUUGCUGCACCCACUGUGGACAUAGAGUCUGUAAAGUUAUCUCUGGCCGAGUAUCAGAGCUUUCAGAAAGAGAUGAGCGAGCAUCAACCUCUGACCUCAUGUGUGCUACAUGCUGGACAGCAUCUCCUCAGCUGCAUCAACAACACCUCGCCAUUUUUAAGAGACACGCUGCUGCUCAUCGAGAGGCAGUCUGGAGCUUUGCAGACCCACUCGGACCACAUGUUCUCCUCAAUCCUGUUCGCCAUGGACAGUCUGACGCAGAACACUUCCUCUAGUCCAGCUGAGUGGAGGAGAGUGGACGGCCCUGUAGGGACUUAAAGUUUGUAGGCAAACUGCA
Molecule: messenger RNA, 2173 nt
Organism: Nematolebias whitei (Rio pearlfish)
Lineage: Eukaryota; Metazoa; Chordata; Actinopteri; Cyprinodontiformes; Rivulidae
Gene: cep68
Product: centrosomal protein 68
Source: RefSeq, a predicted model, not a curated record